Messenger RNA from Pyrus x bretschneideri (Chinese white pear), 2057 nucleotides. Its product is annotated as protein EARLY FLOWERING 5. Bases 147 to 1760 code for a protein of 537 amino acids. Gene Ontology annotation, cellular component: spliceosomal complex. Gene Ontology annotation, biological process: mRNA cis splicing, via spliceosome. The transcript is spliced from 9 exons. NCBI's taxonomy places the organism in Eukaryota, Viridiplantae, Streptophyta, Magnoliopsida, Rosales, Rosaceae. The record is from RefSeq and is a predicted model, not a curated record.
UCAUUCAUCACUCUUCAGAGCAAGAAAUCCCCAAAAUAUUCUUCUGUCAUCAUCCACGCUUCGCACUGUAAUUUGAAUUUGAAGCAGGUUUCCUGAAAUUCGAAUUGGAAUCAGCGGAAAGUGAAGAGCUUUGAAGCGAAAUCAAGAUGAAGACGACGAAGGGAGGGAAGGUGAUGAACCCUACGGACGCUUACCGGAAGGAGCUCCGGAAGAAGGAAUUGAAAAGGAAUAAAAAAGAACGAAAGAAGGUGAGAGAGGUGGGGAUCUUGAAGAAGGAUCCCGAGACGCUGAAGGAGCAGAUUGAUAAGCUGGAAAUGAUGAAGGCUGAUGGCGCUCUUGACAAAGCAAGAAAACACAAGAAGAGGCAACUAGAGGAUACACUUAACCUUGUUAUAAAGAAGCAGAAGGAAUAUGUAGAGAAACAAAAGGAAAAGGGCGAGGUCCCAGUUAUGUUCAGUCAUUUGGGGCCGCCUAAAAGACGAACGACCGCAGAAGAAGAGGAGAGAGCGAAGCAUCCGAUGCCUGAGGACUCAGUCUACUACCAUCCGACCCUGAAUCCUACUGGUGCCCCACCACCUGGAAAGCCUCCAAUGUUUAAAUCAUCAAUAGGGCCAAGAAUUCCCCUAUCUGCUGCUUCGUCAAGUGGUGCUGCAUCAUCCUCAAGAAUGGAGUCAGAGGAUGCUGUACCUGUGGCUGAUUCUGGUAACAAUGGCCCUGGUGAUGGCUCUGUCGUACCUGAGUCUUUGCCUCUACCCCCUCCACCUCCAUUGCCACCUAACCCUGCAGCUACAAACCCAGAUAUCUCAUUGCCACCACCACCUUUGCCACCACCUCCACCUCCACCUCCAGGACCCCUGCCUACAGAGCCGAUUUCCAAUCGCCCAUUACUUCCCCCUCCUCCACCUCAUCAACAGUUAGCACAGCCGCCUCCUCCUGGUAUCAGUGGAAAUGAGAAGGAACAAAAUCAAUCUACAUUGUCUGAUCAGUCAACCUCUAAGGACUCCAUGCAGGUGCCUACCAUGCUUCCUCCUCCUCCUCCGCCUCCCGGUUUACCGCCUAAGGCAACAAAUAAUCAGUUGGGAGGUGCAACAUCUGAUGCUGAAACCAAUAAUACUAUAGCGACCAAGGAUUUCACUAACAUGCUUCCACCACCACCUCCUCCUCCAAGACAACAACCUCCGGUUCCUGGACCGACCCUUAUUCCAAAUUUACAUUCUGAUGUAUUACCUCCAGGUAUCGCACGUUUUCCUCCACCCCCACCUCCACCAGAUAUGCGGCCGCCAUUGUCCACUCCUGGACUGCCCACUCGACCAGGUCCCCCGGGAAUGAUGGUCCCAAUGAUCCCCAGGCCCCCAUAUGGUCCUCCCCCUGGACCUCCUCCAAUGAUGAGACCGCCACUUCCACCUGGCCCCCCUCCUAAUUAUCAAGAAGAUGAUUAUGCUGCUCGAGUGGCUGCUCAUCAGAAACCUUCAUAUGUUAAAUCUGCAGCAUCUACUGUUGUUAAGAGGCCUCUGGCUCAGCACACUCCAGAACUUACGGCCAUGGUUCCUGCAUCUGUUCGGGUAAGGAGGGAGAUGGCUGCCCCAAAAGCAAAAGCAAAACCUUCACUCCCAACCACAGCAACACCUACCCAGUCAGCAACUCCAUCUGUUAAACCAGAGUCAGCGAACUCAUCAUCAGCACCAAAGGGCAAGAGCAUCGAUGACUCUUAUAUGGCCUUCCUGGAGGACAUGAAGGCGCUCGGAGCACUUGAAGGUUGACAUCCAGCUGUUUAGCGGACACCAAGAUAGAAAUAGCAACAAAGAGAGUACAGCGAAAAAAGGUAGCAUGCGUGUAGCCAAAGGAAACAGAAGUCGAGCUGGAGACAGAUGGUAUUCCCUUUUAUUGCCAUUAACAUAGUUUCCUACUGCAUCGUUUCACGAAGAAAUUCAAAACAAUACCAGACGUUGAGAUGGGUGUAAUGGGCGGAUUUUUAGUAGGAAGAAGACUAUAGAUGUCUUAGAAAUUCAGAAUGUACUAUAUAUGAAACAAUCUUUUGUUUAAAAUAAUUUCGCACU